Molecule: messenger RNA, 2344 nt
Organism: Kogia breviceps (pygmy sperm whale)
Lineage: Eukaryota; Metazoa; Chordata; Mammalia; Artiodactyla; Physeteridae
Gene: RNF41
Product: ring finger protein 41
Biological process (GO): protein ubiquitination
Cellular component (GO): endoplasmic reticulum tubular network
Molecular function (GO): ubiquitin protein ligase activity
Source: RefSeq, a predicted model, not a curated record
GGGCGGGGCAAGGGGCCGUCACACACCGCGAAGAGUGGUCGGAACCAUCCCUCGUCUUCUUCCCCUUCCCCUUCCCCUCCCAGGAAAAGCUGGGACCCGGCACCCGGGCUAUCCCUUGGCCGCUGCGGCCUCAGCUCCAGCCAGGCCUGGGUACGGAGAGUCCAGACCGCUUCCAGGGCGAGUGCUCCUGUUUGUGACAUCACAUCCACCCCCUUGGCAAUGGAGCUUGUCCCUAGGAAGGAAGACUCAGUCGGAGAAUAGCCAACAAGAUGGGUUACUGGGAACGUCUCCUGAGUGGCACUGAGUGGAAGCAUCAGGGGGUUGGAGCCUUGUGAACAGGGAACCUGCCCCCAACACUUGGAAGGACCUGGGUUUCAGUGAUGAGACAUGGGGUAUGAUGUAACCCGUUUCCAGGGGGAUGUUGACGAAGACCUUAUCUGUCCUAUUUGCAGUGGAGUCUUGGAGGAGCCAGUCCAGGCGCCUCACUGCGAGCAUGCUUUCUGCAACGCCUGCAUCACCCAGUGGUUCUCUCAGCAGCAGACGUGUCCAGUGGACCGGAGUGUUGUGACGGUCGCCCACCUGCGCCCAGUACCUCGGAUCAUGCGGAACAUGUUGUCAAAGCUGCAGAUCGCCUGCGACAACGCUGUGUUUGGCUGCAGUGCUAUCGUCCGGCUUGACAACCUCAUGUCUCACCUCAGUGACUGUGAGCACAACCCAAAACGGCCUGUGACCUGUGAACAGGGCUGUGGCCUGGAGAUGCCCAAAGAUGAGCUGCCAAACCACAACUGCAUUAAGCACCUGCGCUCAGUGGUACAGCAGCAGCAGACACGAAUUGCAGAGCUGGAAAAGACCUCAGCAGAACACAAACACCAGCUGGCAGAGCAGAAGCGAGACAUCCAGCUGCUCAAGGCGUACAUGCGUGCAAUUCGCAGUGUCAACCCCAACCUUCAGAGCCUGGAGGAGACGAUUGAGUACAACGAGAUCCUAGAGUGGGUGAACUCCCUGCAGCCGGCACGAGUGACCCGCUGGGGAGGGAUGAUCUCCACCCCAGAUGCUGUACUCCAGGCUGUAAUCAAGCGCUCCCUGGUGGAGAGUGGCUGUCCUGCGUCUAUUGUCAACGAGCUGAUCGAAAAUGCCCAUGAGCGUAGCUGGCCCCAGGGUCUGGCCACACUAGAGACAAGACAGAUGAACCGGCGUUACUAUGAGAACUACGUGGCCAAGCGCAUCCCUGGCAAGCAGGCUGUUGUCGUGAUGGCCUGUGAGAACCAGCACAUGGGUGAUGACAUGGUGCAGGAGCCAGGGCUUGUCAUGAUAUUUGCGCAUGGCGUGGAAGAGAUAUAGGAGAUCCCGACGGGCUAUCUGGAAGAGAUGAAAAUCAGAAAAUCCUGUCACUCCAGUAGCGGGGCCCUGAGUCCUCCCCACUUUCCUUAAUACCGUGGCUAACGCUAGAGCCACACAUCUCCCUGCUCUUCUGCCACUGAAGAGGGCCCCAGGGCACUCUGCUCAGGCUUUCAGGUGGGAAACCCCGAUUCCCUCCAUUUGCCUAAUUUCUUCCCCUAAAACGUCUGUAUAUUUUCCAUCUGGUUGGGAAAGUCCCCACCUCUAUUUCUGUUUUCCUGCCUAGGGUCCCUGGUUCCAGAUAUUUUCAGAAAGCACAAAGAUACUCAUUUUCUCUAGAGGAUCAGGAUGGAGUGAGGCAUCUCUAACUGUUCCCCUCCUCCAAAACCAGGGAAUCCAGAGCAGGCAGGCCUAUUGACACUAUAAACAGCAUUUAGAGGACGGCUCUGGGGAGCAGACACCCUAAAGGAAUGGUAAGGAUGGAACAAAACCCUAGAAAUAAUGAGGCCAGUAGGCCAUUACUGAUGGCCCUUAGGGGAAGACUAGACCUCUGUGCCAAGCAAUACCCUGUUCAGCCCACCUUACAGGUAUGGGCUCCCGCCGGGUCUGUAGAUGUGCAGGUGGGGAUGCCGACAAUUUCCAGAUGAGCUCUUCUUUCCUACACUUUCUGACGAUUAGAGAAUGACAGGGUUGGGGUGAGGGGUUAGUCCAUUGGGGUGAAUAUGCUCAGCAGGAAGCAGCUCUCUGGCUUUUGCUGAAAUUGGGUAGGCACUGCCUCAGGCACAGGCCAUAAUAGUUCCAUAGACCCCUCUCUCUCAGCCCUGUGAUUGUAACUAGUUAUUUUGAUAAUUUUCUUUGUCCACUGUUUGUUUAUAUUUCACUCCCUCCCUCACAGUUUUCCUUUUUUAAGAAUGGCCUGAUUAUGGCUACCCCACUUUUCCAGCCCAGCCACAUUGCUGGCAAUUUAAUUUAUUUACUUUUUUUUUUUUUUUUAAGAAAGGAAAAA